UUCAACUGAUCAUUGAAAAAUCACAGAACCUCUGCACUGGCUUAAGAUGAAGACAACACUCGCUGUGCUCCUAAUCAUGGAGCUCUACGGACUCUCCUCCGGUCUCAAACAACAUUUCUUUAUAAAAGAGAAAAUGACAUGGGAUUCUGCAAGUAAGUACUGCAAAACUUACUUUCAUGACCUUUCCACCUUCACCAAUGAGAAUGAGCAAAAGCAGUUUUUGGAAGAUGUAACUGAUCAAACGUCUGCUGCCUGGAUUGGACUGUACACAGAAUCAGGAGUCUGGAAGUGGUCAGGAGGAGAAAAUGCAACACAAAUUAGCUGGGAUAUUAGUAAUAAAAAGCCAAAAGAUGAUGGCUGUGCUUUUGUAAACAAAGGGAACAAGAAACUGCAUAUCAUAGAUUGCAAUACUGAACAUUCCUUCUUCUGCAUGAACAUAUCAGAAUUUGUUCUGGUGCUUCAGAAUGAGACCUGGGAAGGAGCUCUAGAAUACUGCCGAAAACAAUACAAUGAUCUGUCAAGUCUGAGCACAAUGGAAAGACUGGCUUCUGCUUUACUGGAAAUCACACAGGCUGAAACAGAAUAUGUGUGGACUGGUCUGCGUUUUCUAGCAGGGGAGUGGUUCUGGGUCAAUGGAGAUGAUCUUGACUACACAGACUGGUGUCAGAAUGAACAGCUCCAGUGUCCUGCAAUAGACCUUCGUUGUGGAGCCCUGGACAUCAACACAAGAGAUUGGACACACAUAAACUGUGAGGAGAAGCUCAACUUCUUUUGUUCAGUACAGGCAAUAGAUGGCAUGCCACCUGAACGCCUCAAAAGCAUAACUUCCAAAAAAUCGGGCAAUUAACAUGGGCAGUUUUAACAUUUGGGAUCUUUAUGUAGUGCUUGUAACCCUUUCCUUUCAAGGUAGAUAA
Carassius auratus (goldfish) is the source of this 914-nucleotide messenger RNA. Its product is annotated as macrophage mannose receptor 1-like. The transcript has a single exon. The coding region runs from base 47 to 847 and encodes 266 amino acids. The record is from RefSeq and is a predicted model, not a curated record. Lineage: Eukaryota; Metazoa; Chordata; Actinopteri; Cypriniformes; Cyprinidae.